Molecule: messenger RNA, 558 nt
Organism: Rotaria socialis
Lineage: Eukaryota; Metazoa; Rotifera; Eurotatoria; Philodinida; Philodinidae
Source: the annotation of a GenBank genome assembly
AUGAGCAAAAUAGAAAAAUCUUUAUCUAAGCGUUCGAAGAUUAAACGUAAAGAUAAACUUGAAAUUCAAUCUCAACAUGAUGAAUUAAUAAUACCUAAUUGGACAUAUUCAACUGAUCUAGGCGUUAUUUAUAAUCCAAUUCGUCAGAAACGUGUAAAAGUAAUUAAAAAGAAUACGAGAAAAAAGAAAAAAGAAACUGAUUCAAUUGUUAAACUUGAUCAUUCUACGCCAAAUCAAACGAAAGUAUUCGAUUCGAAUGUUUCAACAGCUAUCAUACCUGUUACAUCUAACAUUCUUUCUUGUACUUAUCAACAGCAGCCUAUUCAUAAGAAUGUAGUACCUUUGAUCUCGAAAAAUAAAACUUUAUUGCCUUGUUAUCGAAAUCAAAAUCGUUUUUCAUCUUUAAAUUAUUACCGAUGUGGAAAUGUCUUCAAUAAAAACAUCUCUGACAAACAACAAUAUUCACAGACAAUAUUCAUUUGUAAAGCACAUUCGUUAUCGUGGCCAGAAUCUUAUACACUUCAAGUCGAACAUGAAACACCUUAUAGGAUAAUAUAA